CCUUGAUAUACGUACGACCUGUCCCAUCUGAUAAUAUAUAUAUAUGGUAACGCUCCGACCUGCAUUGUCUGUUGUUCCGAAUCAUUUACGAGUUACGCAAAAACACACUAUAGGAGUUUGCAAAACCCUUAAUUCUCGUUAUAUAGCUGUUUGUUGGUGAUUUUGUCUCCUGCCUUUAACAAUAACAGCUUUCUCAGAAGAACGUCUUGUGAAUAAAAACACUCUUUAUUAAAGGCAAAGCAGGGAAAAAAAUUGCUUCCAGUUUCUUUUUUUCAGGUACACGACCUUAGAACAGGCAGGAAAAGUCUCUAGUUCGUUGAUUGGUAACUGAGCGUGUGCUGUGGAAUUUUCUCGCUCAUCUUUUUGCUUUUCCGCGUGUGCUUGACUUUGUGCGAAUCUGCUAGGAAUUUCUGAGCUUCAGCUGGUUCUGUUAUUGUUGCUCUUUCAAGAUUUCGGGUGAAAGAUUCAUUUUGUGAAACUCAGGUAUUUUUUAAAACACCUGUUUCCGUUCUUUCAUUCCUCUAUUAUUCUUUUCGUUUUGGGUCCCUAUUAGGUUCACACAUAUCGUCUGUUUUGCCAUCAUGGUCACGAAAUGGGAAAUGCUUACUACCUGGAAUCCAGUUACGGCUUCCUUAAUCUCGCCUAUCCUGGUGUAUUGGGUGGCCUCUGGAUUCUUUGCUUUUCUUCAUUGGUUGAAGUCACCUUUUUUUGAAAAGUAUCGUAUCCAUUCUCCCGAGGAGUUUACUAAGCGUAAUCGCGUUCCCCACUUGGCUGUUUUUGGCGCCGUCGUCUUUCAGCAGGUCUGUGAAAUUGUCGUCGGAGUCGCCUUGGCUCUUUUCGAAGGCUACCCCGAACCUGUAAAUCAUCAAUUGCAACUUUUGCGUUAUCGUGCCUUUUUUGAAAAGAACUUUCCGGCCAUUAUCGAUGCUCUCCCCUUUCUCCCCUCUCUCGCUUACAAUUAUUUCGUACCCCUAUUCCAAUACAUCCUUGCCUUUUUCAUUAUCGAUACCUGGCAAUACUUUUGGCACAGAUACUUGCACUACAACAAGAAACUCUACAACAUGAUCCAUGCUCACCAUCAUCGUUUACAGGUCCCUUAUGCCAUGGGUGCUCUAUACAACCAUCCCUUUGAAGGUUUGAUUUUAGACACUUUGGGUGCUGGCGUUGCCUAUCUCAUCGCUGGUUUAAGCGCUAACCAAGCAAUUGUUUUCUUUACCUUAUCCACUUUGAAAACUGUUGAUGAUCACUGUGGUUAUCUUUUCCCUUACGAUCCUCUUCAAAUCUUCUUCGCUAACAAUGCUCGCUAUCACGAUCUUCAUCACCAACCUUACGGUUUCCAAAAGAACUUUUCUCAACCCUUCUUUACUUUCUGGGAUCACGUACUGGGCACCUAUAUGGCUCCUAAGGCUGAGAGCAUGAUUGAGCGAAAGCUAAAGGGCACUAAUACCAAUGAAGUUAAGAAAGUUAACUAAACUUGUUAUAUGUCACAUUUGCUCUUUUUCUUUUCCUAACUUAAACUCUACAAUAAUUGUUAGUACUAUAAUUCUGUACUUUGCAUGUUUUAACUAUACUUUAUUGUUAUUACAUUUUUCCUCUUUUUUGUUUACUAACAGGAAUCUCUUUGCUAAACCUCUCUCCUGUUCCGUUCUCUUCUCCACUCAUUUUUUUCACUUUUAACAUUUUAAUUUAAUGCUGACCAGUUCAACUUUUUGCAAGUGUCUGUGCGUGUUCUAUCGAGUGUAAACUAUUCGUUAAUAUACAAUCCCUAUUCUAAAGGAUGCAUUACUUAUCUUAGAUGGUUUUGUUUUAAUUCCGGCUGGUACGACAAUCAAAAAAAGGGUUUUUUCUAAAACGGUCCUUCCCAUUAUUGGACCUUUUCCUUUGAAUUAGUAAAAAGGGCUGUUUCGUCGUAUUGGUCUUUUAUUUAUAUCGAUAGUAUUUUGCUUCUCAUCAUUUUUAAAUUCUUUUUUCCAUCAUCAAAUUUAAAUACAUUUGUUUGCUCGCGUUC
Schizosaccharomyces cryophilus OY26 is the source of this 2008-nucleotide messenger RNA. RefSeq names its product sphingosine hydroxylase. The record is from RefSeq and is a predicted model, not a curated record. Gene Ontology annotation, molecular function: iron ion binding; oxidoreductase activity. Gene Ontology annotation, biological process: lipid biosynthetic process. NCBI's taxonomy places the organism in Eukaryota, Fungi, Ascomycota, Schizosaccharomycetes, Schizosaccharomycetales, Schizosaccharomycetaceae. Bases 582 to 1472 code for a protein of 296 amino acids. The transcript has a single exon.